AUGCACACUCUUCCUGCGGCAAGGCUCGUUGGUCACGACUUCCUCGGCAACCAUAUUGGCGAAUUGCUCUUCCGACAACCUGCCAGCAAGCCUCCAGCCACGGUCAAAGGCUCAUCCAGCGGAAGUACCGUAUGUCCAUCUGACAGCAAGACUGUGAGGCGCGAGUCGAUCGUAUCACAGCACUCUGCCUUGGUUGCACCAAGCUCUCGCACGCACGCGGAUGGGCACGAUGCUCCACCCAGUCUCGACUCGCUCUUUGGCAUCGGCGCCAAGGGCUCCUCCGCUUGUCCCACGGAUCGUGUUGCGUCCCCUAUACACAGCAGCGAGGGUUCCGGGUCGGAGCCAGGCUCGGUAGAGAGUCGAUCAGGUAGUGCAGAUGCAGACCUCAACCUUCAUCUAAGUCAACUUUCUCUUUCGCACAAAAAGAUGACAGCGGGCAGCGGCCCCACAUCACCACGCAUGAGCUUCGUGACCAGUUUUGGUGCAAAGAAUCGUAGCUCGGGCAGCAGACGGGGUACAUCCGAGGCCAGCUCCGCCAGCUACUUUGGUGUCAGCAGUCCUCAUAGCUCGGCUAGCAUGUCGCCAAUGGAGCAGCCGGGCUCGAUCACCUGGAACAUUCCCUUUCGCGAACAACAUCAUUCCUUCGCCAACGCUAUCGAGCACAACGCAUGGCUCGAUCGCAAUCCUUCCCGGCAGAGUCAGUCUUCUGACGCCGUCUCUUCGCAGCCUUCGCAGCCCUUGACAUCUCAACAACGCGACCAAAACGCAAAGUCGGCCAAGUCAAUCGCCUCGACCGGCGCUGCCACCAUCAACGCAAAGAGUCAAUCCUUCUCCGAGGCCAGUCAGCCUGUUCGACAGCGUUUCACUCGUGCUGCCACCGAAUCGACCCUGGAGCUGAUCAUUCAGAGGCAGCAGCCUCUCGGCUCACUAGGUGAGGUGCCAGCGCCUUCCGCAGUUGGCCUGGCUCCAUCCAAGAGCUUUGGUGCGACCACAUCUGGCCUGCUCGGUCAUCGUAGAAAGCCUUCGCUGGUGCCAAAAGAAGGUGACGAGCGAACCUUCUGUUUCGUCGACAACGGUCUCAGCGAGGUCGAGUCGAACGGAUCCCUCGCUGAAGAUCCACUGCAUUCGAGCACGCCGUUGGCAUCGGUUCCUGAGCGCUGUGCGUCGCAGUCGUCCGUGAAGUCAUCGCCACGUUCGUCGUACAGAGAGGUGGUCGAGGUGCAAUAUAGUGCUCACCAACGCGCCACCUCUGCCGGCGACGGUCUUUCGCGAUGUGCAUCGACGCUCUCCAAACAGUCCAUGGCAAUCUCGAAGCCCGGUACUGCAGAGACGUCCCCCGAGCAUGCCAAGUCGGCAAGCCCAGGGACCCCCUCAGCCCGCUCAACUUCGGCCAAUCAGAGUUCGGCGCAGGCCCCUGCGUUCGUCCUCAAGUCUUCUUUGCCCGCUACGCAGCAUGGCUCAUCCAGACCCAAGCGAAGGCUCCGAAUCCAGCCCAAUACGCAGUCUAGGCAAAGUCUGCUGGAAAAGACCAUGGAGCAGCAGCGUCAAGCAAGCGAUGCGGCCAUCGCCUCCAACGCCAAUGGUGUACCGACCGCUGAGGUGCAGCGUCCAGCACCGACCGCCAGGGUUAGCGAGAGCAAGCCGAUGUCGACACACAAUGAUACGGGCGACAUCAAAGAGCGUUAUGAUCCGAUCGCGCACGAUGCUGAGCAGCGUGUCUUUCGUAUCCAAACGGCGACGCCUCCUGCUGAUGCAUCUGCUUUUCCUUUCAUCAUGUCGGGUGAAGAUCGCAGCAAAACGAAAUUGCCUGCCAGCCACGCACGCACCAGCGAUUGGGCGCGUGAACAGAACUUGCUAACUGAUUCGUCGCUGUCCUUUGGCCAAGCAGCUGUUGAUCUCGAAUCUUCGUGCACCUCGUCGCUCACGCCUGAAGCGUCCACCAUGGCGUCAGCGGCCGGGCCUCAAUCUUUGUCGCGUCACGAUACGGCCGGUAACAGCUCGACAUCGUCUGGGUCGGAAAGCUUGAUGGAUGCACCCGACUUGCUCAGCCCAGCCGGAACGGAAUUGUCGACACCUGAGCUCGAGUCUCCUCCGGAAGAGGCAAUGUUGGACUCCAAAUAUGGCCUCUCCAAACCGGCACCUCAACGACGCGCUUCUCCGCUAUCUGCCUAG
This is a messenger RNA of Pseudozyma hubeiensis SY62, 2172 nucleotides long. RefSeq lists its product as hypothetical. The transcript has a single exon. The coding region runs from base 1 to 2172 and encodes 723 amino acids. The record is from RefSeq and is a predicted model, not a curated record. Lineage: Eukaryota; Fungi; Basidiomycota; Ustilaginomycetes; Ustilaginales; Ustilaginaceae.